GCCUCCGUCAGCAAGUCUCUAGCCGAUGCCGUCAAGGAGUACACAAAACGAUAUUCAAUUCCGCCUCCGCCAAACUUUGACAAGUGGUAUGAAUUCGCAAAGGAGCACAACUCCGUCGUCAUUGACGACUUUGAUCAGAUCAACAAUGACUUGCUCCCCUUCUGGGGGCUGAGCCCUGCGAGUCUCCGCGAGAGGACGGAUUCCUUAUUCGCGUAUGGCAGCACGGAGAUGGGCGGCAUGCGCAUUCGGAACGGUUCCCUGGAGCAAUCGCCGUACAUACCGGGAUCCCAUCGCUGGAUGGCAGAUUCUCUACAGAGGAUGAUUGAGCCGUUUGCCCAGUGGUUGCCAGACAUGGAUCUCGCCAUCAAUCUGGCUGAUGAGUGCCGCAUGGUGGUGCCAUAUGAGCGCAUGGAGAGGUUCAAGCGGAAAGGGCAGCAGGAGAAGGAAAAGGUGAAUAAGAGCUAUAAAAGACAGGGGGCUUGGCCCAACAGCUCCUUUUCGCAAUCUCCGUGGCCGCAAGACUUCACUGAACCUAUUCCACGAGGGACGAACGGCGGAAGAGACGGAAUCGACCCAAACUUUACCAACAACAUCCGGACGCCCAUCUUUUACGACUUUGUCGCCCCUUCAUGCCCGCAGGACUCACCCGUGCACAACCGCCGAUGGUGGGAUUGGAGCAAGACCUGCGUCGACUGUCUGAAGCCGCAUUCUGUAGUGACAACCAGCGGUCUGCUACUCGCAAACGUGUCCCUCGCUCACGACCUUUGCCAUCAACCAGACGUCGCCUAUCUCUCUGGCUUCCUGAGCUCUCCGUCUGCCAUGGUAGGCACACGUGAACUCCUCCCCAUCUUCAGCCAGGCACGCGUUGGCGGCUUCUCCGACAUAUUGAUCCCUUCGCCGUGGAAUUUUGAUGAGAAGAGCGCCUUUAAAGAGGAUAGCGGCGUGGAGUGGCAAGAUAAAGUGGACGGCUUGUUCUGGCGCGGGUCGCGAUCGGAUGGCUUCUCGGCCCAUGGACGGUGGCCGGGAUUUUUGCGGCCGCGGUUCGUGAAUGAAGCGUAUAGGAGGGCUGUUAUGUUCCGAGAUGUUGAGGUUCCGACAGUCAACGUCUCCUUCACCGGAGAAGUAUCCAAGUGUGAUGGAAGAGACUGUGCCGCUGAAGCAGAAACCUAUAGCAAAUGGGGUCUCGCCGCGCUGGAUAAAGACACACCACCCCCCAAAGCGAACGAACUGCCUCCCAGUGUUCCGUUCGAAGAGCACUGGCGAUACAGACAUUUGUUAGACAUGGACGGCGCGGGAUUCAGCGGCCGCUUUCUGCCGUUCUUGGAAAGCCGUAGCCUGCCUUAUCGCGCAGCCCUGUUCCGGACCUGGUAUGACGAGAGACUUCAAGCCUGGCACCAUUAUGUGCCUGUGGAUAUCAGGCUCGGAUCGGGACUCUGGUCUAGUUUGGAGACUCUUAUGGGAAGUGAUGGAUACAGGAAUGGCAGGGGACCGGCUAUGGCAAGGAAGGUUGCGGAGCAGGGGAGAGACUGGGCGCAUAAGGCGUUGAGGAAGGAGGAUAUGCAGAUUUACAUGUUUCGUUUAUUGUUAGAGUGGGGGAGGAUCACGCAUGAUGAGAGGGAGAAUCUUGGAUUU
Molecule: messenger RNA, 1632 nt
Organism: Trichoderma reesei QM6a
Lineage: Eukaryota; Fungi; Ascomycota; Sordariomycetes; Hypocreales; Hypocreaceae
Exons: 1
Source: RefSeq, a predicted model, not a curated record